UUGAUAUAAAAUAAAGUUUUCAAAAAUUCCAUAUUUGGUAGUAAGCCCACACCAAUACUAGGUUUUUAUUAGGCGCGUUAUAAAAGAAACCCUAGUACUACGUAGGGAUGGAGGACUUGUGUGUGAGCUUUGUUAGAGAGGAUGUCGGGGAACGAUGCUGCGAGUAGAGCUAAAAUACAGGUGUGGUGGGACAUGAAUGACUGCCCGAUUCCAGAGGGGUAUGAUGCUCGUCGGGUCCGCCAAAGUAUAGAAAGUGCGUUCAACGACUUUGGUCGUGUCUCCAUCACUGCCUAUGGCGACCAAAAACAAACCCCUUGUCACGUCCUGCGAGGGCUCUCUUCCACCGGAAUCGCUGUUGCACAUACCAGAUCCGAAAGCACGCGCUCAGUCAUGUAUCGAGAUAUGGUGGAGUGGCGAGGUCAAAAUCCACCUCCGGCUUCAAUUAUGAUCAUAUCCGAUCAGGUGGAAGGUGACUUGUCCUGGGAUCUGGCCCGGCUACAACAGCGCACUAGUUACUACCUUUAUCUGGCUUAUUCAAAUAAGCCUUGUCACGAUUCAUUCCUGAACCUUUAUGAAAAUUGGCACUGGGAGGAAUUACUAGAAGAAGGAAGAGGCGCACCACUUGUGGCGGCGGGUGGAUUAUCAUCAUCUGCUGCCAUGUUUUAUUGCAAAUCAUGCAAUUUCGAUUGCCAAAGCCUGAAGACAUUCAGGAAGCAUCUCUCGAGUUAUAAGCAUGGUGUGGAAGAGGCUAUAAAACCUCCGGACACACUCUUAUGUGUAACGAAAACUUGGGCAAGGAACUACCCGGCCACACCUGAACACGCCACAGCAAAAAUACAUGUGCUGUGGAACAUGAAAGACUGUCCGAUUCCGGAGGGGUAUGAUGCUCGUCGGGUCCGUCCAAGUAUAGAAAGGGCGUUAAAGGAACUAGGCUACACUGGUCCUGUCUCCAUCACUGCCUUUGGCAACCAAAAACAAACCCCUGAUCACCACCUUCUUGCGCUCUCUUCCACUGGUGUCGUUUUUGCACAUACCCUUCCCUGGGUCUUACACAGUCGCAUGCUUACAAAUUUUGAGGAAUGGGCAGAAGAUAAUCCUCCUCCGGCUUCAAUUAUGAUCAUAUCGGAUGGACUGGCUUCGAGAAAAUCCCAUUCAUCACUUAUUUGCAGUCGACUACAAGAGAGUAACUACAACUGUUUUUUGGCAUAUUCAGUUAGGCCUUUUGAAAUGCCAGCCCUGCUCACUUCUGCAGAGUGGCUCUGGGAUAGCUUACUUGCAGUUUCAGAGACAAAAAGACACAUUCUUCACAAGUGCAGCAGUGGAAGUGAAAUGGUUGUUGCAUCUACCGGUAUGUUUUUUUGCGAUUUGUGCGACUGUCAUUGCAAAAGCCUCGAUGAUUUCAAUAAGCAUCUCUUGAGUAAAGAACAUACACAUGAGGACAACAUAAUGAAUACGCAUUUUCAAUCUUUUAUUCACCGGCAAAGGCAAUUUAAAAUAUCCAAGUACCAUGAUGAGGUAGGAUAUCCUCCCAAGACCAAACGUAUGAGGAAAGCACCCCAAACGGAAGGGUUUUCUCCUAAAACUAGGGAUGUUGUAUAAGGUUGUCCAGCCCCAUUUAGUUUAAGCUCAGCCCUAAGUGAGUCUUAACCCUUUUAGAACCCAUUAUACUUUGUAAAAUAGGGCUCAAUAUAUGUCAUUUUAUAUACUAAUAUACUAGGAUGAGUUCCGCUCCAUGCGCAGAAUGAGAGUUUGAUUUAAAAUUUAUUGUCUUUAACAUUUUGUAUAUA
Raphanus sativus (radish) is the source of this 1787-nucleotide messenger RNA. RefSeq lists its product as uncharacterized. Gene Ontology annotation, molecular function: RNA nuclease activity. Gene Ontology annotation, biological process: regulation of gene expression. Gene Ontology annotation, cellular component: peroxisome. Bases 142 to 1599 code for a protein of 485 amino acids. The transcript has 7 exons. NCBI's taxonomy places the organism in Eukaryota, Viridiplantae, Streptophyta, Magnoliopsida, Brassicales, Brassicaceae. The record is from RefSeq and is a predicted model, not a curated record.